This is a messenger RNA of Cylicostephanus goldi, 324 nucleotides long. The record is from the annotation of a GenBank genome assembly. Lineage: Eukaryota; Metazoa; Nematoda; Chromadorea; Rhabditida; Strongylidae.
CUGAAUGAUCUGACUGAAAGAUGCGCAGAAUUUUUGAAAAAUCGUCUCAAUGCAUCAAAUGUACUGUUUGUUCGGGCAAUUUGUUCGGCUCUAAAUUGCAAAUCAGCGUUGAGGGAUACUGAACGAUUUGUAGAGACGUACUUCUCACUGGUUUGCGACAGUGAAGCUUUCUUGGACCUACCCAUUGAUGAUCUCGUUGAAUUACUGUCUAGAGAUACUUUGUACGUUGAAACCGAGGAAUCGGUAUGCAAAGCAGCUUUGCGCUGGGUCGAUCAUGAUGCGGAGCACAGGAAAGGAUUUAUGUGGAGGUCAGAAAUUUUUUAA